AUGCAGAAAUCCCUGGAGCUGACCCUGCUGUUUAUUCUGCUCCACCAGAAAACAGAGACUCACACCACUGGGUAUUCAGCUCAAGACAUGUUGGAGGCGUGGCAGAGAUACCAAGAGGCCUGCAUUCGCAAGAUGGUGGAAGACCCCCAUCCAACAGGCCUGGUGUGCAACCGUACGUUUGACAUGUACGCCUGUUGGGACGAUGCCCUCCCGAACACAUCUGCCCAAGUUCCUUGUCCCUGGUACCUCCCUUGGCACCAGCAAGCAUCAUCUGAUUCUGCUCUUUCUCUUCCUGCUGGCUUCGUGUUCCAGAAAUGCGGUGCAGAUGGGCAGUGGGUGAUAGACGCAUCAGGGCUGCCAUGGCGCGAUCAUUCCCAGUGCAUGGGCCUCAACAACGAUCUCCCUUUCCAGGAACAUUUGUGGAUUCUGGAACAAUUCCGACUAAUGUAUACAGUGGGCUACUCUGUCUCGCUAAUGGCUCUCCUUGUGGCUUUGGUGAUCUUGGCAGCAUUCAGGAAACUUCGAUGCAUACGCAAUUACAUCCACAUGAAUCUGUUCCUGUCCUACGUGCUGCGGGCAGCCUCCAUCCUUGUCCGGGACACCCUCCUCUGGCUUCAUUUCCCCAAGGAGCCCCAGGUGGAUCUCUUGCGUCUUCCAAGGGAACAGGCUGUAGCUGGCUGUCGCCUGGCCCAGAUCCUAACCCAGUAUUGCGUCUGUGCCAACUACUUUUGGCUACUAGUAGAAGGGCUUUACCUCCACAAUCUGCUGGGACCAAUGGCCUUCUCGGAAGAAAGUUAUUUCCCGGUUUAUCUACUCCUUGGAUGGGGGACACCCGUCCUUUUUGUCAUCCCUUGGGGGAUCCUGAGAUACCUGUAUGAAAAUAAUGAGUGCUGGGAGAGAAAUGACAACAUGGGUUACUGGUGGAUCAUCCGUUGCCCAAUCUUGGUGUCAAUCUUUGUCAACUUUGUGAUUUUCAUCCGGGUUAUUAAGAUCCUGGUCUCCAAGCUCCAGGCGCAGCAAAUGCGUUACACGGAUUACAAAUGUAGGUUGGCCAAAUCUACUCUAACCCUCAUCCCUCUGCUGGGCACUCACGAGGUGGCUUUUGCCCUGGUUACGGAGGAGCAGGCUCAGGGCACUUUGCGCUACGUCAAAUUCUUCUUCGAGCUCUUCCUCAACUCCUUCCAGGGCGUGUUGGUGAGCACCCUUUACUGCUUUGUCAAUAAAGAGGUCCAGUCCGAGAUCCAGAGGAAGUGGCAGGCGUGCCAGCUGGACAUCGGGCUGCUUGAGAAACCAGGAUGCAGCUUCGGCCUCUGGGGUUCUUGGCGCCGCCAAAGACGCCAGACCAAGAAGCCCGCCUGCGCUCCGAUUUACAGCCAAGCUGGGCAAAAAGCUUCUCCAGGGGGCUUGGAGAACGCGGCAGGGGCUCCGUUCAAGCACACACAUGUGAACUGCCAAUCUCACUGGUACAUCCCCAUCCAGAUGAAAGCGGAGAAUUAG
This is a messenger RNA of Candoia aspera, 1497 nucleotides long. It is a transcript of the gene GIPR, whose product is annotated as gastric inhibitory polypeptide receptor. Gene Ontology annotation, biological process: cell surface receptor signaling pathway; adenylate cyclase-modulating G protein-coupled receptor signaling pathway. Lineage: Eukaryota; Metazoa; Chordata; Lepidosauria; Squamata; Candoiidae. The record is from RefSeq and is a predicted model, not a curated record. The transcript has 14 exons. Bases 1 to 1497 code for a protein of 498 amino acids. Gene Ontology annotation, cellular component: plasma membrane. Gene Ontology annotation, molecular function: peptide hormone binding; G protein-coupled peptide receptor activity; gastric inhibitory peptide receptor activity.